GCGGGCGGAGUCUGUCGGCCUGAACCCUCUCUUUCUUUCUUUCUGUCUGGCUGGCUGCUGUCCUGUCAUCGGCCUGGGUGUGGUCUUGCAGUCAAGGGGUACCGUUAGCAGGAAAUCAAGCUCGACCUAUUUCACUUUAAGGCGAAACAAAGAAGAAGAAAAAACACUCGCGCGCGCGUAAGGUUGAGAAGAGUUGUUUUUGUGGUCGAGCGGAAAGUAGCGUCGGUGUCCUCGCGACGGGGAAAACGUUCAACUGGCGCCGUGGUUCUGAUGGGAAAAAGUUUGCUGCUGGUUUCGCUAACCGGUCGUUUGAUUUAAUAACUUUUUAUUUUUUAAAAAUAGAACCUGAACCGGACGCAAAAGAACGGAAAGAUGCCGAAGACGAUUAGUGUCAGAGUCACCACAAUGGAUGCUGAACUGGAAUUUGCCAUUCAGCCAAACACAACAGGAAAGCAACUCUUUGACCAGGUUGUUAAGACCAUCGGGCUGCGAGAGGUUUGGUACUUUGGACUCCAAUACCAGGAUACCAAGGGCUUCUCUACAUGGCUCAAGCUCAACAAGAAGGUGACCGCACAGGAUGUGAGGAAGGAAAGCCCGCUGCUGUUUAAGUUCCGCGCCAAGUUUUUCCCUGAGGAUGUGACUGAGGAGUUAAUCCAGGACGCCACGCAGCGGCUGUUCUUCCUGCAGGUGAAGGAGGGAAUCUUAAACGACGACAUCUACUGCCCUCCAGAGACGGCUGUCCUCCUGGCCUCCUACGCAGUGCAGGCCAAGUAUGCUGACUACAACAAAGAAGUCCACACGCCGGGCUAUCUGGCCAGUGAACAGCUGCUGCCUCAGAGAGUUCUGGACCAGCACAAACUCAACAAGGACCAGUGGGAGGAAAGGAUUCAAGUGUGGCACGAAGAACACAAGAGCAUGAUGAGAGAGGAGUCCAUGAUGGAGUAUCUGAAGAUCGCUCAAGAUCUAGAGAUGUACGGAGUCAAUUACUUCAACAUCAAGAAUAAGAAAGGAACAGAACUGUUUCUGGGAGUGGACGCUUUGGGGCUCAACAUCUAUGAACAAAAUGACAAAAUGACCCCCAAAAUUGGAUUUCCUUGGAGUGAAAUAAGGAACAUUUCCUUUAAUGACAAGAAGUUUGUCAUCAAACCAAUUGACAAGAAAGCGCCUGACUUCGUAUUCUAUGCGCCAAGACUCCGCAUCAACAAGCGCAUUCUGGCUCUCUGCAUGGGCAACCAUGAGCUGUACAUGCGCCGCCGCAAGCCUGACACCAUCGAGGUGCAGCAGAUGAAGGCUCAGGCUCGGGAGGAGAAGAAUCACAAGAAGAUGGAGAAAGCUCUUCUGGAGAACGAGAAGAGGAGACGAGAGCUCGCCGAAAAGGAAAAGGAAAAGAUCGAAAAGGAAAAGGAGGAGUUAAUGGAGAGGUUAAAGCAGAUCGAGGAGCAGACGAAAAAAGCCCAACAAGAGCUGGAGGAGCAAACGCAGAGGUCUCUGGAGUUGGAGCUGGAGAGGAAGACGGCUCAGGAGGAGGCUGGACGUCUGGAGGCUGAUCUGAAGGGCGCUGAGGACGCCAAGGUGGCGCUGCUGCAGCAGUCAGAGAACCAGAUGAAGAACCAAGAACACCUGGCGACAGAGUUGGCUGAUCUGACUUCCAAGAUUUCCAUCCUGGAAGAUGCCAAGAAAAAGAAGGAAGAGGAGGCCGUGGAGUGGCAAGAGAAGGCCACCACGGUGCAGGAGGACCUGGAGAAGACCAAAGAGGAGCUCAGGAACAAGGUGAUGGUGGCUCCCGUCCAGGAGCCGCUCAACGCGGAGAACGAGCACGACGAGAACGACGAGAGCAGCGCCGAGGCCAGCGCCGAGUUCGGAGUCGCCAGCACGUACAAGGACCGCAGCGAAGAGGACCGCAUGACCGAGGCCGGGAAGAACGAGCGCUUGCAGAAACAUCUACUCGCUUUGAGCUCCGAGCUGGCCGUCGCUCGGGACGAGAGCAAGAAAACGGCGAACGACAUGAUCCACGCAGAGAACAUGAAGGCGGGACGAGACAAGUACAAGACCCUCCGACAGAUCCGGUCAGGAAACACCAAACAGCGCAUUGACGAGUUCGAGUGCAUGUGAAGUCUGCGCGACCCGACGCCAAAGCCCUCCCAGCUGGGCCGCUCUGCCUGGACUGCAGGCCUGCAUCACACAAGCUGUUUCCUCUGCACCCAAAUAAAUCGGAUCCACCACAUGGCAUGGUUGCACAAGCACAGCACAAUGUACACAUGGAUCUGGAAAACUCCAUUUGUUAUCAUUCCUAACUUUGUAUUUAGGCAAGUUACUGGGUGAAAAGGGACAAACUGUAUUUUAUUAGUUUCAUUCCUCACAAGGGGCUUAUGUAGCAUAUUAGCAAUGGGCUCGCGCCUCAUUUCAUGACGCAUCGAAGAAGCAUUUUUAAUUUCUUUAUAUAUUUCUGUCACGUUUUUGUAUCAUGAUUUCAAAAUAAAAGGCUUCGAGAGCGAUCCAAAUUUCAGAUUGAAAACUGUGCCUGCAGACACGUUGCUGCUGUUCACACGCAACGGUUCGUAAAUGUUUCUCCCACAAUGAUCUUAUAGUUUUAAAGCCCGAUGCACUGUAAUCCGGCGAUGAAGAGCAGUAUUAUGUUUUUGCAAAUAUCCUUUAAAUGUACUCACUGAUCAUUUGAGUAUAUUCUGAAUCUGCCUGCUGUUACAAAUCAUUCAGUAUUCAUGCCCCACUCAAGAGGUGAUAUUAAAGAUCAAUUUCAUUACAUUUUUUUUGUCUGAUUUUACAUUUCCGAACACCUUCAAGUCUGUUUUCAAUCCCGAGGCUUUCAGAGUAAAUGUUGCUGUCAUUCAGCAUUCAAUACAACAUUUGAAGUUGGUACUGUACCUUUAAGAGUUUUACCCUAGUUCUAUCCCUCUGCUUUUAUUUUUUAUUUCUGCAUAUGUGAGGAGCCUGUUGGAUAAUUCAAAUAAAUAUAUUUUUGCAUUGCUAUAACAAGUUCAGCAUAAGGAAUUACACUGUAGUUGUCACAUAAUCAUCUGUAAAGGCAAAAGUUGUAGUUUAAUCUUAAAUUCUCAUUAGUACAAUUUACUCACAGAUGAGAAGUUUCCUUCGACAAAAUCUCGAUAUCAUUUGAUGCAUAGAAUAAAAUAAUUUCAUUCAACAUGCACUGGAAAACCAUAGCGUACAUUUGCAAAUAGAGUCGAGACAGACUUAGAUGGGCAACGUCUCCAAUGCAUGCAUUUUUGAUAUACUGUAUGAACUUAAUUCCGUUUGUGUAUUUUGUAAUUUGGAUUUUUCAGAAGUGAUAGAACUAUGUAAGGUGGAAAAACAGACACCACUGAGGAUAUUUUUGUAUUAUACAAUCUCGGAGUACAAAGUAGCAGUUUUUGUUCAGAGCGAACAUCUUUUUGACAAACAGUAUUUUGGUGUUAACUAAUAGCUCAGUGUUGUGAUGGUAAGCUGAUGGAACAAGCAACACCCAGAGCCUGUGAUUGGACCAAUGAAAAGACGCGACAGGAGACGCUGUCCAAGGCAAAAUGCCCUGAAUGGAAAUUUAAAACCAGGCUAAAACAUUUUUGCAUGAAAAAGAACAAAACCUCCAUAUGUCAUUUGUUCCAUAUUCCACUUUGUGGUGCAGACAUGCGAAGGGUUUUGCUUGUUCUCAGAUAUUUAGACAUGAGUGUUAGAAAGAUUUAUUUACACUUUUAUCUAGAUUCAUCAUAAUGAAUGAACUUUUGUCAUUUGUACCUAGAUGCAUUUUGAUAUUCAGUAUUCUCGCCCAUCGCUGCGUAAAGUUCUUGUUCCAUGAAAUGUAAAAGUGCAGUCGUUGCUAUUUGGGAUACCUUUCCACGCCUUUGACAAUAACUUGUAUAAUGCGGCGCUCUAUGUUCUGCCUGAAGCACCAUGUAUUGACAAGCCUUCUUUUUGAGAUUGAAGUGUAAUUUGAACCCGAGUCAUCAUGUGUGAAAAAUAAAUGUAUUAAAAGAUGCUGCUCAAUAUUUUGUCUUGAAUCAAAAAAGGGCUGAGAUGUAAUAUUGUACAGUUACAGACAGUGCCUUGCCCAGGUUUUCCAUCAGAUCUCGCUGCUUCAAGUCUUCCUUUCAUCAAUGAAUAAAGUCAAAUUAAACUGA
Molecule: messenger RNA, 4130 nt
Organism: Pseudoliparis swirei
Lineage: Eukaryota; Metazoa; Chordata; Actinopteri; Perciformes; Liparidae
Gene: msna
Product: moesin a
Exons: 13
Coding region: 373-2112 (579 amino acids)
Biological process (GO): positive regulation of early endosome to late endosome transport; positive regulation of protein localization to early endosome; regulation of cell shape
Cellular component (GO): adherens junction; filopodium; microvillus
Molecular function (GO): cell adhesion molecule binding; actin binding
Source: RefSeq, a predicted model, not a curated record